AUUAACUUUCCGUUUUGAACCCCGUCCUGAAGCUCAUUAGUUCCCGCGGUAGACCGGACGGUUGAGCGUACAAGAUGAGCACACGAGUUCUGGUCGGAGUUAAACGGGUCAUUGACUAUGCUGUCAAGAUCCGAGUCAAGCCAGACCACACUGGAGUCGUCACGGAUGGCGUCAAGCAUUCCAUGAAUCCCUUCUGUGAGAUUGCAGUGGAAGAGGCGGUCAAACUCAAGGAGAAGAAGCUUGUCAAGGAAGUUGUGGCUGUCAGCUGUGGCCCUCAGCAAGUUCAGGAGACGAUCCGGACCGCUCUGGCCAUGGGGGCUGACCGUGGCAUACACGUGGAAGUUUCUGGAAAAGACUACGAAUCGCUCGGUCCUCUGCAGGUCUCCAAGAUUCUGGCUGCACUUGCUAAGAAAGAGGAGGCCAAUUUAAUUAUACUGGGUAAACAGGCUAUAGAUGAUGAUUGCAAUCAAACCGGUCAGAUGACAGCAUCACUGUUGGACUGGCCCCAGGGAACAUUUGCAUCUGAGGUGACCAUAGAUGGAGAGAAUAUUAAAGUGGUGAGAGAAAUUGAUGGUGGACUGGAGACCAUCAAGAUUAAAAUGCCGGCUGUGAUAACCGCUGACCUCCGUCUCAACACACCCAGAUACGCCACACUGCCCAAUAUCAUGAAAGCUAAAAAGAAAAAGAUUGCAAACGUGAAGCCUGGAGACCUGGGAGUGGAUGUGAGCUCACGGUUGGAGGUGCUAAAGGUUGAGGAACCUGCACAGAGACUAGCUGGAGUCAAAGUGGAAACUGUGGAUGAUCUGGUUAGCAAACUGAGAGAGGCGGGAAGAAUAUAAAGGAGGCAGAUACAGGAAGGGCAGAGCAGAACACCAAUGAAGGUCAAAUCCAACUUCUCUCAGACAUUGCGGCCAGUAAAGUUGGUGUCGGCCCCAUCAUGAAUCCGUAGUUUACUACGUAGUAUCAGCUCUCUUGUGUUUUAAUCUUCUUUGUGUUAGUGUGUGAAUGCUGGGAGACGCUGUUCCUUUAAAAGUCCAUCCACUCCAGCGAUGGGAUCACCAUCACAAGUCCAUAAAUAUUGUAGCAAAGAGGCAAAAUAUUUGUUCCUGUACUUUUGAAUGCACUAAUAAGUUAAUGUUUCAUUGUAUAAAUAUGAUUGGGUGUCGAUCCGAACGGACUUUAUCUGUAUUGCUGUGAUUUGUUGUGUAAUAAACAUUCAUAGCAGCAUGAAUAAGUCACAUGGUUUUGUGACUCUCAUCAGGUUAUAUUGUUGUUUAAAGCUAAGCAUAAUUUUUAACCGAACAGCGUCUCUCAGCAUAGAAACUGUAAAUCUGAUUAAAAACCACAAGCGCCUCUGGAUGUGUUUUGAUUGUACAGUAUCAUUCAAUGACAAUAAAAAUAUGUAGUUUUUUCAUAUGCA
Molecule: messenger RNA, 1420 nt
Organism: Paramisgurnus dabryanus
Lineage: Eukaryota; Metazoa; Chordata; Actinopteri; Cypriniformes; Cobitidae
Gene: etfb
Product: electron transfer flavoprotein subunit beta
Biological process (GO): fatty acid beta-oxidation using acyl-CoA dehydrogenase; amino acid catabolic process
Cellular component (GO): mitochondrion
Molecular function (GO): electron transfer activity
Source: RefSeq, a predicted model, not a curated record